AUGCUCAACGCUUCCUGCAGCAUCGACGUCGUCCUCGACCAUGAGCUGUACAUCGGCGAUUUAUCGUCGGCACUCUCUCUGGACGUCCACCCAGAGCUCGGCAUCACACAUCUCGUGUCGGUCUGCCCGGAAUACGCCUCUCGCGGCCCAAAUCACUUGAGCAUACCCGUGCAAGAUUCAGAGUACGAGGAUCUCCUUCUCCACCUACCCAAGGCAUGUCGGUUUAUUCAGGCUGCUCUGGAUCAAGGCGGAAAAGUCCUCGUGCACUGUGUCAUGGGCAUCUCUAGGAGCGCCACCGUCAUCUCCGCGUACCUCAUGAUGUCGCGCGGCAUGUCAGUUCCACAAGCUGUCUCGUUCGUGAAGAAGCGACGACCCCAAGUGCAGCCCAAUUAUGGAUUCAUCAAGCAACUUCACGCCUUCUCUGCAUGCGCUUACAAACCGUCACGAACAAAUCCCACCUACCGCGCUUGGAAAAGGCGGCAUCGGCAGGACGUUAACUGUUUUAUCAACAGCAUGAGCGAUACCAUUGCUAUCAUACCCGACAAAUUAUACCUCAGCAGCGAGUUUCCCACUGACCCCGAGCAGGCCGCUUGCAUCGUCGCAUAUCUAGGCUUAGCUCACCUUCUCACAAUCUCUCCCGCACACCAGCCUCCCUCCUCACUCGGCAUCAAAAGGCGCCCAGUCAAUGUUUCUAGCAAGGAGGGACUGCUGCUCGCUUUGCCUGAGACCUGCAGCUACAUACACACCGCAUUGGAGGGCGGAGAGCCCGUGCUUGUUCACUGUCAGCUCGAGUCCAGCGCGGCCGUCGUCGUCUGUGCUUAUCUAAUGUGGAGCCGACGCAUCCCUUGCGGUCAAGCGUACAAGAUCCUGCAAGAUGCACUCCCACUAUUCAACAGAACUGCUAAUUUUUCCAAAUACCUCGAGAUUUUCGCAGCCUGCAACUACUCUCCCAAGAUUGAGCAUCCUCCAGUUCAAGCGUGGCUCGCAGAAGAGCAACGCGGUGAAUCAGCAGUGGCAAGGUCCACCUCGGUCUCGGCUGCCGUUGCUUCUACGGCAGCCGCUAUGAGCCGUCUCGUCAUAAGUCCCAGUCAGAACAUGGAGAAAGCAUCUCUUAGGGCUGUCGGGACGAGGACGAGGACCCAGAUCGGGAUUAUGGGACAGAGUUGA
Heterobasidion irregulare TC 32-1 is the source of this 1167-nucleotide messenger RNA. RefSeq lists its product as uncharacterized. Lineage: Eukaryota; Fungi; Basidiomycota; Agaricomycetes; Russulales; Bondarzewiaceae. Gene Ontology annotation, biological process: protein dephosphorylation. The coding region runs from base 1 to 1167 and encodes 388 amino acids. The transcript is spliced from 7 exons. Gene Ontology annotation, molecular function: protein tyrosine/serine/threonine phosphatase activity. The record is from RefSeq and is a predicted model, not a curated record.